Molecule: messenger RNA, 1446 nt
Organism: Sordaria macrospora k-hell
Lineage: Eukaryota; Fungi; Ascomycota; Sordariomycetes; Sordariales; Sordariaceae
Source: RefSeq, a predicted model, not a curated record
AUGGUCAGGCCUCUUCUCUUCGCAGCUUUCUGUGCCGCUACGGCAACAACCACUCAAGCCUUCUCCUGGGGAAGUGAAAGAAGAGUGGCAGUUCCCGACCAUCAAGUACACCUCGACCGCGAUAUCCAACCUUCAGACUUGCUUCGAGAAUCUUCACGCCCACCAAACAUUUACGCCGUUGCCCUAAGUGAACUCCAAGAACUUGAAUCGGAACCGUUUUGCCAUCGUGUCGCCGCCCGACUCCUCGUCAACAACUGCCAGCUAGUAGACGGAAAGAACGACGCCACGAUACUCACAGACACUGGCCGACAAGUUCGUGACUUUGUGGAUUCCUACGCCGCCAGUCUAGCGAUAUGUGAUCUGGAGCGAGGCAGGUUUAAUAUCCCGGCGCAAUGUGCCAAGUUUCGCGAACCAGCCCUGAGUCAGAUUGCGAUCCGGGAUAAAGCGCAACUCCACGUUAGCAGUCAUGAGAUCGACCAUUGUCUGUCUGCCAUGAAAUCGUCAGAUGCUGCGUGGAAUACGUGGAUCAGUUACCGACACAAGGCCUUGCGGUUCUGCGAGGCGGCCAGAGCGGAUAAUGAGAAAGAAGGAGUGGAAGACGAACUUCACAAGCGAAUGGAUCAACUUGACCUUCGAACACAGGAAUCCAUCAAGAAUCUCGAUAACCUCACACCACAGAUCGACAAAUUGAGAGAUGGACUUGCCAUGGUUCAUGACUAUCUGGCGACCGAUGUUGGAGCAGUACUUCGAAGGUCUUCUGCCUCUCUACACGACAGCCAACAACAAGCCGAAGACCUACAGAAGCUGCUCAACAUACUGCUCACCGGUGUUCUCGACGGUCACUCAAAAGUUGCCCACGCACACGAACAUGCGCUCCAACAAGUCUCCGUUCGAGCGAACGAUGAUAUCGGCGCCCUAGUUGCGGUAGUUGCCACAGCUGCGGCAUCAACCACCGCACUGCAACAACAAAUCGAACUCUCCAACCAACAAGCCGCCGCCCUAGCCCGCCGUCAAGACAACCUCGAGCAAGGAAUGGACCGCCUCCUAGCCGUCACCGAGACUCUCGCGACCAAAUACGAAGACCAAACACAAAGACUCCAACAAGCCUCCAAUAUCACCAACGAGAUUCUCGACAUACUAGAGGACACCGCCGAAGCAGCAUCAUUGGUCAACGAAUCCUUCCUAACCGGUGCCCCAUCGCGCAGCUGGUGGCCGUACCUCGUUUGCCCUACUGCUUCUCUCGUCAUGGGAUCGUAUGGCCUACCACCCUCUGCUAUUCGUAACCUCGCUCUGUUGGCGCUCGGUGAGGUAGCUGGGUUUAUGGUUUCGUCGUAUGAGCAGAUUGCUGGUGCUUUGCAGUCUUUUGAAGGCCCUCUUUAUUCGUCGAUUUGGCAGGUCGCCGUAAACACAACUGCAAACACCACUGCAUCCAUACCAUCACUCUAG